CGAACGUGUCUUCGGCGUGCAACAAUGUGAGAGUACCGAUGGGAGCCGACAUGCACGGUGGCGGCUGUACCGAUGUGGUUGCCGCACGUAUUGCGGAUGAAGUGCUCUAAGCCGAAUGUUUUAUCCACAUGAGGACAUAACGGCCGCGGUCGUGCUCAAACAUUGGCACUCAGAUUCAAUGAUAGUCUUUCCUCACUGAGGCAUUAAUGUUCCUAUCCAAAUAACAAUCGCCAUGAACGAGUACGAUCUAGUUAUCACCAAUGGCGUCUGUGUCACGGCAACCGACAUUGCCCCAUACGAUAUUGCAAUCAAAGAUGAAAAGAUUGUUCUUCUUUCGCCAUCGGGCUUCCUGAAGGGCGCAAGAACCACGAGAUUGAUCGAUGCUGACGGUGGAUAUGUCAUGCCCGGCGGUAUCGACUGUCAUGUGCAUCUGCAAGAGCCGAGUCUCUUCGGGAAGGGGUCUUCCGCAGACAGCUACGAGACAGGAACUCGGUCCGCUAUUGCUGGAGGCAACACAACUAUAGUUGCUUUCGCUCCCCAGCAGAAGACUGAGGACUCCGUACUGAAAGCUCUGGAAAAUACUCACAAGCUGGCGACGGGCAACAGCUAUUGUGACUAUGGACUGCAUCUUUUAGUCUCGAACCCUUGUGCGCAAGCUCUAUCUGAAUUCAAGGAAUUGGCCACAACCGAGGGUGUAACAUCGUUAAAGAUUUAUAUGACUUAUGCCGCUCUGCAACUGCGAGACAAUGAAAUCUUGUCGGUCCUGCUGGCUGCCCGUCAGAACCACAUCUUGACGAUGAUUCAUGCAGAGAACGGUGACGUCCUGGAUUGGCUGACCGACCAGCUCGAGUCCCAAGGAAAGUUUGCUCCAAAGUAUCAUUCGAAUUCACGACCGCCUUUGCUCGAGUCGGAGGCCACCAAUCGAGCAAUCGCGCUUUCAUCACUCAUCGCCAACACGCCGAUCCUGUUGGUACAUAUUAGCGACCCAGCAGCCGCUCUUCGCAUCCGCCAGGCCCAAACAGCCGGCCAGCCCAUUUUUGCUGAGACCUGCCCUCAGUACUUGUUACUGACCCGCGAUGAUCUGGACAAGCCAGGGUUCGAAGGGGCAAAGUGCGUUUGCUCACCGCCGCCGCGGAACGUGGAGGAUCAACUGCAGAUAUGGAAAGGUCUCAAGAACGGCACGUUCGCGGUGCUGAGCUCCGAUCACUGUCCUUUCCGAUAUGAGGACAACGUAACGGGCAAGAAGACCUGUAUCACACCUGAGUAUCCCGUCGGCAAGUUCAGGUAUAUCCCGAAUGGCCUACCGGGUAUUGAGACGAGGCUGCCACUGGCCUUUUCAGCGAGGAAGCUCGCGCUUAACAAGUUCGUAGAAGUGAGCAGCACGAACGCGGCCAAGCUCUAUGGGCUUUACCCCCGGAAGGGGAGCAUAAUCCCCGGUGUGUCCGAUGCCGACCUGGUGAUCUGGUAUCCGAACGGCAAGCUGGAGGCCCUCGAGGUCACCAACAGUAUGCUCCACCAUGCCGCGGAUUACACGCCGUACGAGGGCCGUAGGGUUGAUAACUGGCCGCGAUAUACCAUCCUACGAGGCAAGGUGGUCUGGGACAGAGAUGGCGAAGGCAUUGUGGGCGCAAAGGGGUACGGUCAAUUCAUUAAGAGAACUCCAGGCAUCCUGAAUGAUAUCUGGCAAACAGUAGAUGAGGACGGGGCAUUUGAUCUCGAAAACCUCUAAAUGGUGUGAGCGACCGAGAAUCCUUUCGUGUAUUAAACUCUGAUGAGGCUCACCGGCUACGCCCUCUUCCUAUUCGCUCUGUAUGAACCCCCCCUUAUGGUUCCUGGUAAACUUUGAGUGACUUGAUUGAUUAUAGAUAAUUAUUGAUUCAAACUUCCUUACAAAGGACCUUCUAUCAAAAUUCUUAAAAUCGGAGGCUAAGGGAAACAAAUGACCAGGGUCUCCUUGAUGCGAUCGGAUUAGGUCAUCAUACCACAUCAUUCCCACACAUCUCUAAGAUGUCCUAGCAAUGUCGGAAAGACCCGAAGAAAACAGAGCCGUAGUCAUGAGAAACCCCGUAUCAUCUCAUACAUUCCUCGUAAAAUCCCACGCCACUUAUCCGUGAAAUCGGAUCAUGCCGUUCGGGGAGGAAGACGUGUGUGGGGUAUCGGCAGAGUCAGGAGUUGGAGUGAUUUUCAGAGUUGCCUGAAACUUUUUAUGUGCG
Molecule: messenger RNA, 2213 nt
Organism: Truncatella angustata
Lineage: Eukaryota; Fungi; Ascomycota; Sordariomycetes; Amphisphaeriales; Sporocadaceae
Product: dihydropyrimidinase
Exons: 2
Coding region: 233-1729 (498 amino acids)
Cellular component (GO): cytoplasm
Molecular function (GO): hydrolase activity, acting on carbon-nitrogen (but not peptide) bonds
Source: RefSeq, a predicted model, not a curated record